Messenger RNA from Fusarium venenatum, 987 nucleotides. Lineage: Eukaryota; Fungi; Ascomycota; Sordariomycetes; Hypocreales; Nectriaceae. The record is from RefSeq and is a predicted model, not a curated record.
AUGGUGACUUCAACAGAAUAUUUUGGGUUUGAAUUCUACAACCUUGGGCCUUUGACAACCACCUUUACAGCACCAUCAUCUUGCACAACAGUAAAUACUAAGCAAGUACACUUUGUGAACAAGAGUGCACCAUACCUGUACCAUGUAGGCCAGGCCAACUGCGAUCAUUGGACUCAGGGCAGCUGCCGACCGUCCGGUGUCGAGAUUGACAGUGUUGUUUCAGACAUCCGUCUUACCACUACUGAUCCUGGACUUUUUUUAUACUAUCACUCCCCUGGCAUUGCUUGCCCAGAUGGUUGGGACACUGUGGGAAUUAUAGCCAAGUCUGACAGCACAUUGUCAGUUUCUGGCUUCAUGACAAAUACGAUAAAAGAUUACGAUAAGUAUUCUACUUAUUAUCCUACAUCUCAGUCAGAUCAGCCACGAUUUAUGGAUUUCACCGAGCUUUGGAAUGGCAUUCUUAAGCCGUCCGACACGGUAGCAUUUUGCGGACCAACUAGUGGCUACGAGAUUGAUCCGGCUGGGCGUUGUAUUUCAACAAUAGGAAGCUAUUCCAAAUAUGAUUAUAAGACUUGGUGCUACGUGGGAAUGGCAUAUGGAGGUAAUCUCGAAGAUGACCUGGUUGUUGUUUCCACAGUCCCCGGAAUCACACAUAAGCCUGGCCUGCUCUCCUGGGUUCAUCAAGGAGUGAGCUAUUCAAGUAUUUUCACACGGUCUGAAGAUAUGACCGGAUCUUGGGCUACGAAUGCAGCUAGAGAUUUUGCAGUUGUUACUACGGUCGAGGUACUACCUAUUGUCUUCCAGAAGUCAGACUUGGACGCUGCCGCAGCAACUGCAACGAUGACAGAGGAGUCUGUAGUUGAAAAGACCAGCGUUGGCACAGACGCUGCUGAGAGUACAGGUUUUGCGAUUUCUAAGCCAGGACUUAUACCAGUUUUUACUGUCUUGAUUAGUAUACUUGCGUCGGGUGGAAUUUUCUCACUAUGA